Molecule: messenger RNA, 1427 nt
Organism: Nymphaea colorata (pocket water lily)
Lineage: Eukaryota; Viridiplantae; Streptophyta; Magnoliopsida; Nymphaeales; Nymphaeaceae
Product: protein CDI-like
Exons: 3
Coding region: 278-1063 (261 amino acids)
Source: RefSeq, a predicted model, not a curated record
CUGUUUAAUCCCCGGGACUCUCGCCUAUAAAUAGCUUUCCCUCCCAAAAAUAGGAACCCACAAGAUCCCAAGGGUUGCGGUGAGGUCCUGAAUACUUCUCGUUUUUGGUUGGAUUUUCCUUUUUCUCGGCCCCCUGAGACCGGUGCAGAAGGCAAGAUCUUGUCGGUAACGGACUCGCCGGAUCUCGUGUCGGCCAAUGUGCCUGUCGUUCUCGGGCUAGCGAAAUUUGGAGGGAAACGAGUGCCGAUCUUGCGAGAAGUCGAAGGAUCCAGGAGAAAUGGCGGAGAACGGAAGAGUUGAGGUAAAUGGCGUCGCCAAGAGUUUGGGGAGUGAGAAGUUCAGGAUCUUCAUCGGGUACGAUCCCCGCGAGGAUCAGGCCUACAAUGUAUGCAAGCACUCGAUCUUGAAGCAUGCUUCGAUUCCUGUAGAGAUCCACCCGAUAGUUCAGUCGGAGCUUCGGAAGAAGAAUCUGUAUUGGCGCGAAAGGGGCGCGACGGAGAGCACGGAGUUCUCCUUCAGCAGGUUCCUGACUCCUUUCCUCGCUGGCUUCGAAGGCUGGGCGAUGUUCGUCGACUGUGAUUUCCUCUACACGACUGACAUUAAGGAGCUGGUGGACUUGAUCGAUGACAAGUACGCCGUCAUGUGCGUUCAUCACGAUUAUGCUCCUAAAGAGAAGACGAAGAUGGAUGGAGCCAUUCAGACUCUUUAUCCACGGAAGAAUUGGUCGUCCAUGGUGUUGUAUAACUGCGGGCACCCAAAGAAUCGGAUCUUGACGCCUGAAGCUGUUAACACCCAAACAGGCGCGUUCCUUCACCGGUUUAUGUGGCUCGAUGAUAACGAAAUCGGUUCGAUCCCGUUCGUGUGGAACUUUCUUGUUGGGCACAAUCAUGUCGAUGAGAAUGAUCCCAAAACCUUUCCCAAGGCUAUCCAUUACACGCUGGGCGGCCCCUGGUUUGAGGCGUGGAAGGAUUGUGAGUUUGCUGAUCUCUGGUUGAAGGGACUGGAGGAGUACCAAUCGAAGAAUGGUGGUUCCAACAACGAUUUGGUUGAACCUGCGGCUUGAGUCUUUGAGAAGGUGUGUACCGAUUAGGUGAAGAUGGCAAUCAGCUUAGUGUUGCAGGAUGUCUGAUUCCAGUCUAAUUAGUACGUGUUCAACUGAUUCCAUUGGUUUGCUCCAUGAUGUCCUCGUAAUUCUGUACGCCCUAAUUUUCCGGUAUUAGUCCAUAGCUCUCUGGAAGUCUAGGACUUGGCAUUUGACAGUUAAUCCUGGUUUCUUCCCAAACAGAGCAUUUAGUAUUGCGGAUAAUUGGCCUAUGAUAGUAGUACCCCUCCUGUUGGGCGAUGACAAUAUUUGUAUUGUGAAUUUCUUUCCGUCGCAUUGUAUCCAAAUAUUUCUUUUAAAUAAAAUAAUCGAUGGCUUUUUGUUA